Molecule: messenger RNA, 1449 nt
Organism: Rattus rattus (black rat)
Lineage: Eukaryota; Metazoa; Chordata; Mammalia; Rodentia; Muridae
Product: PRAME family member 12-like
Exons: 3
Coding region: 1-1449 (482 amino acids)
Biological process (GO): negative regulation of DNA-templated transcription; negative regulation of cell differentiation; positive regulation of cell population proliferation
Cellular component (GO): cytoplasm
Source: RefSeq, a predicted model, not a curated record
AUGAGUGGGCAUACCCCACCCACACUCCAGAAGCUGGCAAGGCAAGCUCUGCUGAGAAAUGAGGCUGUGGCCAUGUCCUGUGUGGGGGAGCUGCCUACUAUGCUCUUCCCAGCACUGUUCAAGGAGGCAUUCGAGGGCAGACACAUCAACCUCGUGAAGGAAAUGGUAGCAGCUUGGCCUUUUCCCUGUCUCCCUGUGGGGGCAUUGAUGAAGACACCUAAUGCAGAAACCUUGCAGGCUGUGCUAGAUGGAGUAGACAUGCGACUGACAAGAAAGAUUCACCCCAGGAGGAUAAAACUACAGGUCCUUGAUCUGAGAAAUGUGAAGCAUGCCUUCUGGAACACAUGGACUGGAGCAGAGGACUGCAGCUGUUCAGCAGAGAACUUGGAGGAAAAGCAAGUAGCGAAGGUCUUUCCUAGAUAUGCACUGAGGCGGCAACGUGUGAAAGUCAUAGUUGAACUGUCCAUCUUUUCCUGCCUCGAAGAACAGCAAGCAUGCUUCUUAAAGUGGGCCCAGGAAAGAAUGGGCUCCCUAUAUUUCUGCUGUACAAAGAUGAAGAUCUGGAGCCUGCCAGUCCAUGCUAUCAGAGAGAUCUUGAAUGUUUUUGAUCCACAGCAUAUCACAGAAUUAGAACUGCAUACUGAAUGGACCCUGUUAGAGCUGGAACAUUUUGCUCCCUACUUUGGACAGAUGAGAAAUCUUUGCAAAGUCUUCCUGGAACCCUUCCACAAGGUGACCUUGUCUAAUAGAAAUGAAACAAGGGACAGAGAAGUCAAGUGUAUCAAGAAGUUUAUAUCUCAGUUUUCAAAAUUCAAUUGUCUCCAGCAUCUCAGCAUGUUCUGUACCCAUUUUCUUAGAGAUCAUAUGAAUAAAGUCCUAGGGUGCCUGAUGACUCCUUUGGAAACUCUCUCAGUAACUUGCUGUGUAAUUUCACAGAACGACUUGGAUUCCUUCUCCUGCUGUCUGAGCCUCUUUCACCUAAAACAUCUGGAUUUGAGAGGAGUGGUUUUACAUGAUCUGGAUGUUAUGCCUCUGAGAGUUCUCCUAGAGAAAGUGGCAGACACUCUUGAGACUCUGGAUUUGCAGUGGUGUAGGAUGAAGGACUCUCAGCUUUAUGCCCUCCUACCUGCCCUCAGAAAUUUCUCUCAGCUCACCACAGUCAAGUUCUACAGCAACAAAUUCUCCAUGCCCAUUCUGAAGGACCUGUUGCAGCACACAGCCAACUGGAGCAGGAUCAACGUGGAACAAUACCCUGCCCCUCUGGAGUGCUAUGAUGACUCAUCUCAAGUUUCUGUGGAAAGAUUUUCCCAACUUUGUCGUGAGCUCAUGGAUACACACAGGGCAAUACGGCAGCCCAAGAACAUCUCCUUUGCUACAGAAAUCUGUUAUACAUGUGGUGAGCGCUGUGUCUAUCAUAAUGGGCCCAGGCUUUGUUGUUGCUUGCAGUAA